AUGAAAUUGGUCUCAGUGUGGCUUCCCCUUUCUACAAAGGUAUCUUCAAUUUAUACCACAAAUGAAAAUAAGGGAGUUAGUAUUACCAGAUCUCAUGAGGUUCCUGGAAAAUCUAGUACAGAUGGGACAUCAUCAGGUGCUGGGAAAAGUGGAAGUCUAUCUCUAGAUGCUUUAGCCAAAGCUAAGAAAGCUUUACAAAUGCAGAAGGAAUUGUCAGAAAAGCUGAAGAAGAUACCAUUGUUGAACAAAGGCACAAGUUCAGAUGGUAGCUCAGUCUCUGGAUUGAAAGACAGAGAGAAAGUGCCAUCCUCUGGUACUGGAAUAAUGCAGGGAACAUGAUCAACAACUGCAAAUGCUUUAUCAUCUGGUGCAAUGCCUAGUUCAUCAAACUUACAAGCUGCCGCAACAGCUUCUGUGAAGCCACCUGCAAGUGGGGUGCCUACUAUUCCUGGCCUUACUAAUAUACCCAACAUUGAAGCUGUUAAACGUGCUCAAGAGCUCGCUGCUAAGAUGGGCUUUCGUCAGGACCCUUAAAUUUUUGGGUAAAUAGGUGAAAUGUUUAAGCUCUCCCUGUUUUGCUUAUGUAGUUUUUUGGGCUUUGGAGCCUUUGGAUUUGGCACGCCUAUCUCAUAAAACAAAGACGAAGAAGAAGAGAGGAGAUGGGGAAUGAAGACGAAGAAAAAGAGAGGA
Molecule: messenger RNA, 690 nt
Organism: Pistacia vera
Lineage: Eukaryota; Viridiplantae; Streptophyta; Magnoliopsida; Sapindales; Anacardiaceae
Product: protein RDM16-like
Exons: 3
Coding region: 1-339 (112 amino acids)
Source: RefSeq, a predicted model, not a curated record